CACACACACACACACACACACACACACGAUUUCCCCAGAUGACGUCACCGGCCACCUCCACUUGAAGGGGACACGCACACACAACACAACAGCGGCUGCAGUAGCAGCAGCAGCAGCGAUAUGGCUGAUCAUCACCGACCCGGGCGGCUCUGCUUGUGAGCCCAAGUCAGGAGAAAAAUGCGUCACAGCUGGCCGCCCAUGCACCCUCUCAGGCGGUGGGACGCGGCGUAAGAGAUCCUGCAACAACACUUUACCGACGGCCCAUAGGCUGCGUGCUGCGUUUUGUUGCAAAGUAGUUGCUGGACUCGUCGCAGUGGAUCAAGUCGAGCGUGCUCCGGCGUGGAUUACCAUACACGAGGGGAACAAUAGUCUGCCACAGCGGAAGUAGGACCAGGCCUCCGGGUGCUGGUGUUGCACCUGAGAACAUGGACCGGAUGAAGAUCAUCAAACGGAGGCUGUCCAUGUCUUUACGCAGUGCUCGACCUGUUGAUGAUUCCCUGUCUGAACUGGCGGAGCAGAUGGCUUUGGAUGAGUCAUCAACAGUCAGGGAUAAGGAGCUGAUGGUAGUGAGCGGCAUGCAUCCUGCCUCCCAUAGUGCUCCUUCCUUCCUGCGUCAGUAUGCCGGUCAUCUGGGCCACACUGCCCUGCGCAGAGAGCCCGGUGGGGGGCUGGAAAGAGACAGAGCCUAUUUAAGCCUCUACAGGACUGGAUCUCUGGGUAUCGUCCAUGAGAAUGUGAAGAUGGGCUCAGAUGGCGAGAGCGACCAGGCUUCCGGAACAUCUUCCGAUGAGGUCCAGAGUCCUGUAAGAGUCCGUAUGAGGAACAACCACCAUCGACGCAUCUCUAAUGAGGACAUAAACAAACGUCUGUCUCUCCCAGCUGAUAUCAGGCUACCGGAGGGCUACUUAGAGAAGUUUGCCAUGAACAGCCCGCCCUUUGACAAGCCCAUGAGCCGCAGGCUACGACGCGCUUCAUUGUCUGAAAUCGGCUUUGGGAAACUUGAGACCUACAUCAAACUGGACAAAUUAGGGGAGGGAACAUAUGCUACAGUUUUUAAGGGGCGAAGCAAACUAACAGACAACUUAGUGGCUCUGAAAGAGAUCCGACUGGAGCAUGAAGAGGGUGCACCUUGCACAGCCAUCAGAGAAGUGUCUCUUCUGAAAGACUUGAAGCACGCCAAUAUUGUCACUCUCCAUGACAUUAUCCACACUGACAAGUGCCUGACACUCGUGUUUGAGUAUCUGGAAAAAGAUCUGAAGCAGUACAUGGACGACUGUGGGAGCAUAAUGAGUGUACACAAUGUCAAGAUUUUCUUAUUCCAACUGUUGAGAGGCCUGGCGUACUGUCAUCGAAGGAAGGUUCUACACCGGGACCUUAAACCCCAAAACCUCCUCAUCAAUGAGAAAGGAGAGCUGAAACUUGCAGACUUUGGUUUGGCCCGUGCCAAGUCUGUCCCCACAAAGACCUACUCAAACGAAGUAGUGACAUUAUGGUACCGACCUCCAGAUGUGCUUCUAGGCUCCACUGAAUACUCUACGCCCAUAGACAUGUGGGGUGUGGGCUGCAUCUUUUAUGAAAUGAUAACAGGCAGGCCACUGUUCCCCGGAUCCACUGUGGAGGACGAACUUCACCUCAUAUUCCGCAUCCUCGGCACCCCGACAGAGGAGACCUGGCCUGGUAUCAGCACCAGUGAAGAGUUUAAGACGCAUAAUUUCCCCAAAUACAACGCAGAGCCGCUUGUGAACCAUGCUCCCAGGAUAGACAACGAUGGUCAUGACUUGCUCUCGGUGCUUCUGCAGUUUGAGGCAAAAAAGCGCGUGUCGGCCGAGGAUGCCCUCCGACACGCGUAUUUCCGAACUCUUGGCGAGCAGGUUCAAACCCUGGCUGACACUGCCUCGAUCUUCUCCAUAAAAGGCAUUCAGCUCCAGAAAGACCCAGGGAAGAGAUCUUCAGCCUGCCAGGAGUCAACCAUGGCCCAUAAGCUAGGCUCCGCACCCUCGCAGUACUUCCAGAGAGAAGCAGCCAAUCCCAGGCCUCAGAGUCACAAUCUCUCCUCCACUUCCACUGGCUGAGUGGCCGCUACCAUUCUGCUCAGGGGAAGGGCAGACGGCAGAGUGUGUUGUUCUAGUGUGUCGGAUGGCCCCAGAAGUGAGGAGAUCUACGACCGGAGGAGCAGUGCUAUCAGACACAAACAUUCUGUGACCACACCACGCGCAUUGAAGGAGCGACACACUCUCACUCAAAGACGAAAAAUGAUUCCCAUGUCCACAUAGAAACAUGAACAGAUCUGGGACUAAAGAAUCCAUACGCGACAGACAUUCAGAUUCACGUUAACCCCCGAAGACAGAAAAAGGACUCUUCAAAAUGCGUGUGAUCACAAAAGUGGAAAGUGGGAGAGUUGGUGAUUCUCCCUGCUGCUAUUACCGCUGCUCUCCAGUUGAGGGCAGUGUUGAGGUGGGCCAGAACAGAACUUGAACUGUGAAGAAGGCGCAGGUGUGACAGUGGGCCUGUUUCAAAAAUGAACUUUCUUACUACACUAAAGUCUCAUCCCACUCUUCUGGACUGUUGCUGUACAUAAACAGACUGCGCUGUUCUCUAUUGUCAUGAAAUGCCUCAGCCUCAAUCCAAACUCAAAAUAUUGCACCUCCCCUUGGCCCUUAAUUAUAUGAUCACACACACACACACACACACACACAUACAAACUAGCUUGAACUCGCUAGCUCCAUGCUUCUUACUUUUCUGCACACACGCUUUUGUUUCACUUGAAAGUCCGAAGUGUAUAUCAGCGUGGGUUGACACAGAUUACAUUUUUAGCACCUUACUGUCCACUAUAGGUCAGGGACACUGUCAAAUACUGUACCUCAUCUCUCAGAGUUGGGUUAUAAGUAUGCAUCAGAAAGUAGAGUGAUGAUAACUCUAAAUGAUGAACCAAAAAAAAAAAAAAUCUGAUCAUUGAAAAUAUUAGGUCACUAUAAUCUUGGACACCGUAAAGCUCCAGUCAAUACCUUGUAAGGACAAUGAGUAAAAGAAAGUGUACAAGUCCUCACCUGCUUAUCCUUAGAUGCCCCCUUUGCCUUGACUCACAAUUUAUUGUGUGUGAUUUUACCGGCGUUGUUGUGGAACUGUUCUUUGCACCUAAUUUUACCUCUGGAUCACCAGUUGAUGAUUCAACAGCCCCAUUCCUCUCCAAGACCAGCUCCAAGUGCAGUGUCUAUUUUUACACUUGAUUUUAUUCCUAUUUGUAUAUAAGAUCUUAGUUUGUACUUCUCAGAAGCAAUGGUAUUUCCAACAAAUGGUAUUUCUCAGUCUUUGCUGUGCUCCCGCUGUAAUAGUUGGCGACUGGCUGGGAACGUGUUGCACAUUCCUUGAGCUCAGGACUUAAUUGCUUCUGUCAUUCUGUGGGUGCUGCAAGGUGGAGGCUGAAGCUCCAUGAAUCCCCUUUAGAGCAGAAUAUGUUGCCCUGAAAUCCCCUUGUAAGGCUUAAGAAGUAUCUUUCCACAUUGAUGUGCCAGUUCUUUGUGUUCCUCGUUUUGUUUUUUAGACUCCGAUGAGACUAUCAAGUGUACGUAUAGUCAAAACCAUCUUAAAGCAUGCUUGUGUAUUGCGCACGCUCAUGUUUCCAGGUGGUAUGUGAAAUUGCUGGAGAAGAUAUGUCACCAGAUGAGUCCAAUGUUUGCAUGGCACGUGAGCUAAUAAUCAUCACAUGAGCAUUGACCCCAACGAUAUCAAUGAAAAUAGGAUUCAAUAACAAUGUGAUGCCGUGCUUCAGCACCAAAUGAUAACUUGAGAGCAUCAAGUGCAGUAAUAGUCUGUUGAAGCAGAUCAUUUGGUAGUUAGCGGUAGUGAUGGGAAAAUGAAGCUUCAUGAAGCACAGACAUUUUUUGACUCCUUUAAAAUGUGCUCUUGAUUUAAAGACAAAAGGCUCGUGCAAUGGAAAUUUAUUAAACUUCCACUGCAUCUUCAAACCAAGAGUGCUAAAAUGAUCACAAGUGUUUCAUGAAGCUUCAUUUGUCCAUCACGAGUUAGUGGGACUUGAAGCACUCCGACACAAUGUUGUUUUGAAUUUCUAGCUGCCACAAACCUCCAAGCGCACAACCGUUUCACACACCAGUAAACUUGUGUGUCAACAUGUACUGUAUCGCUGAGAUGGAUUAUGGCUAUUGAUUGGAGUGUCGCGGCGUUCUGGCGCUGACCUCGGACCAGAGACUGGCGUGUCGCGGUCUUCUGGCAUUGACCUUGGAUCAAUUCGGAGUGAGAGGCGAUCCCAGGUCUGUGCCUAGUCAGGACUACUCCACCUAGUGCGUGGCAGUAUGUAGCAUGUACAUAGAUGAUCGCUCACUUUGUAUAUAUAGGGAAGUGUUUAGGUUUGAUACAGCUAUUCACAUUCUGCCCUUUUUGUGUUUCUUUAAUGAAAGUCAUAGCAAUAUUUCUGUAAUCAAUAAAAAGCCAAGGUAGGGUGUAAUGGGGUGAUUGAUUAUUUAGAGUGGUGACUGAAUGAUUAAACUGUGAGACUUGACAAAGAAAGCGACAAGGAGGUUCGUUUUUGCUGUGUAACAUGCAAACGGGUUUAAAAAAGGUUGGCACUUCUACAGGGUCGCUAAAUACACCCAGAUUAUUUGGGGGUGUUUUUGCAGUGAAAGCCAUACUAGUGGUCAUAAAGUGAUGAAAAUCUGGUUGUGCAGAGUGGUUUCCUUGAAGAGAAAAAGAGAUGUGUACAUCAAGUUCAAAAUAAAACUUCUGUUAUUA
Molecule: messenger RNA, 4746 nt
Organism: Hippocampus comes (tiger tail seahorse)
Lineage: Eukaryota; Metazoa; Chordata; Actinopteri; Syngnathiformes; Syngnathidae
Product: cyclin-dependent kinase 17-like
Exons: 18
Coding region: 426-2072 (548 amino acids)
Biological process (GO): protein phosphorylation
Cellular component (GO): nucleus; cytoplasm
Molecular function (GO): cyclin-dependent protein serine/threonine kinase activity; ATP binding
Source: RefSeq, a predicted model, not a curated record